AUGCCAGCCACCAUCAGAGCGCGUUUGAAUGGGUGUAGGAGAGGCCCCGGGGUGGCGGUACAGAGGUUUCUGUCGGGCGUAGCUAGGUCCCUGUACCCGGACAGCACUCUGCUGAGCCGGUGCUUCAGGUCCUGCGUCUACCCACCGCCGGAAGAGGUGCCGGCCCUCCACGAUUUGUUGCCGACACGGCUGCAGGUCCUUUACGGCACAAGGAUCACGAUUCCGGGGAUGCUGUUGCAACAGUCCAUUCUGAUCGCGGCGGCAGACAACAGGUGGGCGAAAGAGUUCCACUUCGAGUGCAGGAAGGGCGAUGGGACAGUGAUAGAGGUCCUCCAUAAGCUCGCACCGCUCUCGGAGAGAGCGAGACCGGUCUUCGCUGCGAUGAAGUGGCCCGUGAGAGAGCAAGAUUCGGACACGUCGGGUGACGGAGCGCGGUUGAACAAGUGUGGUAGCUGUGGCAUGAGGAGCCACCGCGAGAAAGACCGCCCCCACGGCAAGGACAGGUGCGCUAACUGCGGCCGGAAAGGUCACUGGGCGAGGAUGUGCCCGAGGCACUACCUCACAGAUGAGGACUCAGGACUGAAGGCGUUCGCGGAGGUAGGAGAAGGCAAAGCAGUGCUGAAUGUCCGUGGAGCUAGAACCAGGACCGACUACCUGAAGGCGGUGCAGAAGUUCGUAGACAAGGAGCUGAGCGCCGACAAGAAAAAGAAGGACCAGCCGGCACCGGGAGAGGACGUCGGCAUGCCAGUGGCCGCGGUCGAGAAGGUAGUGCACAGUGAGGGUCCAGGGGGCGCGAAAUGUUGUCAUGAGCUGACAGAGGACAUGACGCUGGGGCCACGAGUCGCGGGAACCGUAACUGGAGGGUCGAGUAACGGCCGAAAUUUUCGGUAA
Gregarina niphandrodes is the source of this 891-nucleotide messenger RNA. RefSeq names its product zinc knuckle protein. The record is from RefSeq and is a predicted model, not a curated record. Gene Ontology annotation, molecular function: zinc ion binding; nucleic acid binding. Bases 1 to 891 code for a protein of 296 amino acids. Lineage: Eukaryota; Apicomplexa; Conoidasida; Eugregarinorida; Gregarinidae. The transcript has a single exon.